Messenger RNA from Drosophila subpulchrella, 731 nucleotides. Its product is annotated as peroxiredoxin 1. Gene Ontology annotation, cellular component: cytosol. Gene Ontology annotation, biological process: hydrogen peroxide catabolic process; removal of superoxide radicals; response to oxidative stress. The coding region runs from base 68 to 658 and encodes 196 amino acids. The transcript has a single exon. Gene Ontology annotation, molecular function: thioredoxin peroxidase activity. The record is from RefSeq and is a predicted model, not a curated record. Lineage: Eukaryota; Metazoa; Arthropoda; Insecta; Diptera; Drosophilidae.
AUAAUAACACAUACUCAGUGGAACACAACUUACAAGUAAACUGUAAAACAAAAAUAAAACCUUCAAGAUGCGGAUGCUCAAUCUUAACCAAGUGGCUCCUGACUUCACCACCAAUGCAGUGGUAGCUGGUGGCUUUCGGAAUUUUUCCCUAUCGGACUUGCGGGGCAGAUACGUACUUUUGGUAUUCUAUCCGGCGGACUUCUCCUACGUCUGCCCCACGGAGCUGCAGGCAUUUAGCGACAGAGCUCCGGAAUUCCGGAACGUGGGCUGUGAGGUCCUGGCCUGUUCGACGGACAGUCACUUUGUGCACUGUGCCUGGAUGAAUACGCCACGAAAGAGCGGGGGUCUGGGGGAGUUGGACAUUCCCCUGCUGGCGGACAAGAACAUGCAGAUUGCCAGGGACUACGGGGUCCUCGACGAGGCCACAGGACUGGCUCUACGUGCCUUGUUCAUCAUCGAUCGCGAGGGGCGCAUUCGCCAGAUCACCGUAAACGAUAUGGGCGUGGGUCGCAGUGUGGAUGAGGCACUGCGUCUGGUCCAGGCCUUCCAGUUCAGCGAUGAGUUCGGCGAGGUCUGUCCAGCCAACUGGCGUCCGGGAGCCAAGACCAUGAAGGCUGAUGCCUCCGGAAAGGAGGAGUACUUCAAGUAUGCGUCGUAAACUCACAAUAAAAACUUUUUCGGGGGUGCAAGCAGCCAAAUAAUUGGUUAGAAUGACCUUACGUUUUAAUUUA